AUGGCUUCCCUUGUCAUCUGCUGCUUUUUGGUGGUGCUGUUUUCAGCCUGCCAUGAAGUCAGCUCCACCUCGGAUCAGCUGUGCAUUGAGAAAGAAGCCAACAAAACAUAUAACUGUGAAAAUUUAGGUCUCAGUGAAAUUCCUGACACCCUACCAAACACAACAGAAUUUUUGGAAUUCAGCUUUAAUUUCUUGCCUACAAUUCAAAAUACAACUUUCAGCAGACUCAUAAAUCUUACUUUUUUGGAUUUAACCAGGUGCCAGAUUAACUGGAUACAUGAUGACACUUUCCAAAGCCAUCAUCAGUUGAGCACACUGAUAUUAACUGGAAACCCUCUGAUAUUCAUGGCAGAAACAGCAUUUAACGGGCCCAAGUCACUGAAGCAUUUGUUCUUAAUUCAAACAGGAAUAUCCAGUCUUGAGUUUAUCCCACCUCACAAUCUGGAAAACUUGGAAAGUUUGCAUCUGGGGAGCAACCAUAUUUCUUCCAUUAAGCUCCCAAAUGAUUUCCCAGCAGGGAAUCUGAAAGUCUUGGAUUUUCAGAAUAAUGCUAUACACUACUUUUCUAGAGAAGAUAUGAACUCUCUGAAGCAAGCCACCAACCUAAGUCUUAACUUCAAUGGCAAUGACAUUAAAGGUAUUGAGCCUGGGGCUUUCAGUUCACAAUUCUUCCAAAGCUUGAACUUUGGAGGGACUCGUGACUUGUCUGUCAUAUUCAAUGGUCUACGGAACUCUACUAUUCAAUCUCUCUGGUUGGGGACAUUUGAGGACAUUGAUAACCAAUAUCUAAGUUCAGCCACAUUUCAGGGUCUUUGUGACACAUCUGUUGAGAGCAUCAACCUGCAAAAGCAUCAUUUCUCUGACUUCUCCUCCACCACGUUUCGAUGCUUUGCCCAACUCCAGAAUCUGGAUCUAACAGCCACUCACCUGCAAGAAUUACCCUCUGGGAUUGAGGGUAUGAACUCACUCAAGAAAUUAGUUCUCAAUGUAAAUAAAUUUGACCAAUUGUGUCAAAUCAAUGCUGCCAAUUUCCCCUCCCUUACACACCUCUAUGUCAAAGGCAACAUGAAGAAGCUUCACCUCGGUACUGGCUGCUUAGAAAAACUAGAGAAUCUUCAGAAACUUGAUUUAAGCCACAGCGGCAUAGAAGCUUCUGAUUGCUGCAAUCUGCAGCUCAAAAAUCUUCCCCGACUGCAAAGUCUAAACCUGAGCUACAAUGAGCUCAUUGGUUUUCAGAGGGAGGCAUUCCAAGCAUGUCCUCAGCUAGAGAUCUUGGAUUUGUCAUUUACCCACUUACAUGUGAGUGCACCACAAAGUCCUUUCCAAAACCUUCAUCACUUGAAGAUUCUGAAUCUCUCUCAUAGCUUCCUUGAUACCAGCAAUCAGCUUCUUCUAGCAGGCCUGCCAGACCUUCGGCAUCUGAACUUACGGGGGAAUCGUUUUCAAGAUGGGAGUAUCCCGAAGAACAACCUACUUCAGACAGUGGGAAGCUUGGAGAUUCUGGUGUUAUCCUCCAGUGACCUCUUGUCCAUAGACCAGCAGGCCUUCCACAGCCUUGAUAAAGUGAGUCACGUAGACUUAAGUCACAAUAAUCUGACAUCAAAUAGCAUUGAUGCUCUUAGCCAUCUUAAGGGGAUCUACCUCAAUUUGGCUGCUAAUGCUAUUGGCAUUAUCUCACCCCAUCUCCUCUCCAUCCUGUCCCAGCAGAGCACUAUUAAUUUAAGUCACAAUCCCCUGGACUGCACGUGCUCAAACAUUCACUUUUUAACAUGGUACAAAGAAAACCUGCAAAAACUUGAGGACUUGGAGGAGACUGUGUGCGCAAAUCCCCCAUCACUACAGGGAGUUCAACUGUCUGAUGUCCAGCUGUCCUGUGGAAUUACCCCCGUGGGAAUUUUAUUUCUAACAGUAUUUUUCCUCUUGGUCUCCAUUCUACUCAUUUUCGCAAUUAAAUUCUUUCUCAGGUGGAAAUACCAACACAUUUAGUGCUGAAGGCUUCUAGAGAAGGCAAACAGAACGUGUUAGGCACAACUGCCUUAACUGGAGAAAUAGUUGGAUGUGGGUAACCAGACUCU
Urocitellus parryii (Arctic ground squirrel) is the source of this 2075-nucleotide messenger RNA. RefSeq names its product CD180 molecule (gene Cd180). The record is from RefSeq and is a predicted model, not a curated record. Gene Ontology annotation, molecular function: protein binding; lipopolysaccharide immune receptor activity; lipopolysaccharide binding. NCBI's taxonomy places the organism in Eukaryota, Metazoa, Chordata, Mammalia, Rodentia, Sciuridae. Gene Ontology annotation, biological process: MyD88-dependent toll-like receptor signaling pathway; detection of lipopolysaccharide; toll-like receptor 4 signaling pathway. Gene Ontology annotation, cellular component: lipopolysaccharide receptor complex; plasma membrane.